CCGGGGUUGGGGUUGGGCUCGGGCUCGCUGGGCGCCUUCCCUCCCUCCUUGUCUCUCUCCCUCAGCACCCACCGCACCCACCGCAGACGAAGAAACUGAGGCCCGGAGAAGUCGGGCGACUCGCCCAGAGCCACGCGGCGGAACGGGGAUUAGAACCCGGAUCCCCCGACUCCCUGCCCCGAGCCCUUUCCGCAGGAGGCCGCUUCUAUGAGAGGGCAAUCACUGCCAGAGGAAAGUGGUGGAAGAGGAAAAAGAAAGUGUAUGAAACAGAAGCCCUGAGGACUUCAGACACUUGAUUUGAAAGGAUGUGCUCCCACAGAUUUCUCCGUUGGUUUCCUGGCAUCCAAUGGCUACUCAAGAGGGGCAUCGGACCCCAGCUCCCCCAGCGUCCCCGCUUCAGAAAACUCCUCCCAACUGCCCCCCGCCAGCAUCACACCGCUCCAGAAUCUCUCAACUGCUCCUGGCAUUUGCACGAAGACCAUUUCGAACUGCGGUACACAGGCACAGUGAUGCGUUUCGAUUACGUCUGGUUGCGUGAUCACUGCCGUUCGGCUUCCUGCUACAACUCCAAGACGAACCAGCGCAGCCUCGACACCGCCAGCGUCAACCUGGCCAUUAAGCCGAAGACCGUCCGUGUAGACGAGACCACGCUCUUUCUCACAUGGCCCGACGGCCACGUGACCCGGUAUAAUUUGGAGUGGUUGGUGAAGAACAGCUACGAAGGGCAGAAACAACAAGUCAUCCAGCCUAGAAUCCUUUGGAAUGCCGAGAUCUAUCAGCGAGCCCAAGUGCCAUCCAUUGACUGCCAGAGCUUUUUAGAAACCAACGAGGGGCUGAAGGAAUUCCUGCAGAACUUCCUACUCUACGGAAUUGCCUUUGUCGAAAAUGUCCCCGCGACCCAAGAGGACACGGAAAAGUUAGCCGAGAGGAUCAGUCUGAUCAGAGAGACCAUCUACGGGAGAAUGUGGUGUUUCACAUCGGACUUCUCCAGGGGAGACACCGCGUACACGAAGCUUGCUCUGGAUCGUCAUACUGACACUACCUACUUCCAGGAACCCUGUGGCAUCCAAGUGUUUCACUGCCUGAAGCACGAAGGGACCGGGGGCCGGACAUUGCUGGUGGAUGGGUUCUACGCGGCGGAGCAGGUGCUUCAGAAGGCCCCCGCCGAAUUCGAACUCCUCAGCAAGGUGCCCCUGAAGCACGAGUACAUCGAGAACGCGGGGGAGUGUCACAACCACAUGAUCGGGGUGGGGCCGGUCUUGAACAUCUACCCCUGGAACAAAGAGCUCUAUUUGAUCAGGUACAACAACUAUGACCGGGCCGUCAUCAAUACGGUGCCUUAUGACGUGGUCCAUCGCUGGUACGCCGCACACCGGACUCUCACUACAGAGCUGAGGAGACCGGAGAACGAACUCUGGGUCAAACUGAAGCCGGGCAAGGCCCUGUUCAUAGACAACUGGCGAGUGCUUCACGGCCGGGAAUCAUUCACUGGCUACCGUCAGCUCUGUGGCUGUUACUUAACAAGAGAUGAUGUCCUGAACACUGCCCGCUUCCUGGGGCUUCAGGCAUGAAACUGUCAGUGAUGGAAAAGGGACCGGACCACCCUGACCUUCCUGACCCCAGAAUUGCACCCCAGCAGAAUAAGGAAAUAUGUCAAAUACCUCAGAUCUCUCCACUUCCCUCCCUCCCGCCCCCCCGCCCACUUGGUGCGGGGGAAACAAUCCAGAGAAAAGUCACCCCUUUCGUCGGCCUUCUCAGAUCACUUCUUUUGCCUUCCUAGUUGUUGGGAUAGAGUUCUCUUUCUCCUUCCUCCUCCUUCAGCGCGACAUGGCUCAGAUGUCUUUAAAAAGGAAACACCCAAACUAAUGGGCUGGUGCUGUUGAAAACAGGUGGAAAUGUGUUCCUCUGUGUGCCUUUUGGUUAAGUGGGCCUGAGUAUGUCUGUCUAGGCUUCGCUGUGGUGCACAAAGCGAUGUAGUCUGAGGAGUUCUGUUUGCUCUCAUUAUAAGCUUGGAUUUACCUAGAAAUAUGGUGGGGGGGGAUUUUUAUUUCCUCUGUUUCCAAGCAACUUCUCCCCCUACAAAAAAAAAAACCAGUAUGGAUGCCAAGUUGCGAAGAUUAGAGUGGGUCAAGUUGACGUGACCUAACUUUUUUUCUUUCUGUUUAGGUGCCAAAAAAAAAAGCAGGGAGAGGAAUGUUUUCCAGCAUUUGGUUGAUAAACAAAUUGAUGAGUUUGCUGUGAAGAACAGGAGAGAUUAUUUUAGAAUGGGCCACUGAUAAAGCAUAGGAGUAACAAAAAGAUUGGAGUGAUGGAAGGAGUGAGUCACCCAGGAAGUAGCAUCUCGCCAUAUUAGUAGCCCGCAGGCAUCCCUUCUUUCCUUCCGUCUUUCUGCUCCUAAACUCCUGUCAGAGGGACUGGUUCUUGGACAGGACUGUGGGAAUCCAAGAGGACUGCCUUUCCUCGUGCUUGCGGCCUCACUAGGAAUUCUCUGAUGGAGCUACCCUAAAUCCAGGGUAGAGAUGUUAUGCAAUCCUCACAGAUCAGUGGUGCGUGAGCUAGAUACUUAACUGCCCCUUGAGAAAAGCUGGAGAUUUUCCUUCUCUGUCCUCUUCGAGCUGACCCUAAUCAGAAAUUGAAUUGUUAAGGAAACAACAUUCGAAGCCAAAAUCUUUGGGCCUCUUCAAAAGUGAAGCGAUGAUGAGCCCCUUUAAUUUUCUUCCCUUCGAUGUCUAAACAAUAUCACUUCUUCAGAACACCACCAGCAUCCUCAUGCUAGCCUGAAAAAAGGAUGAGACAUGGCCGAGUUUUCACUUCUCACUGUGGUUUUUGGGCCUUAUUCUGGAUGUUUUAUACCUGCUGUAAUGUUGUUCAGAGUCAAGCGGCUCCCAGGAAAAUCCCAAAAUGCCUUUAUUGCUUUUCCGUUUAGCGAUUUUCCUGGGAGGUUUUAAAAAAGGCUGCAUGUGAGUUUUUCAUUUUUUUCUUUCAGUUUAAGAUACCUUUCAUCCUCUGGCCAUCCAAGUCAGUAUUAUCAUCAAACUUCAAUAAUAAGUCACCCUAAAGAGCCA
Ornithorhynchus anatinus (platypus) is the source of this 3065-nucleotide messenger RNA. It is a transcript of the gene TMLHE, whose product is annotated as trimethyllysine hydroxylase, epsilon. The record is from RefSeq and is a predicted model, not a curated record. The transcript is spliced from 10 exons. Gene Ontology annotation, biological process: carnitine biosynthetic process. NCBI's taxonomy places the organism in Eukaryota, Metazoa, Chordata, Mammalia, Monotremata, Ornithorhynchidae. Bases 306 to 1571 code for a protein of 421 amino acids. Gene Ontology annotation, molecular function: trimethyllysine dioxygenase activity; iron ion binding. Gene Ontology annotation, cellular component: mitochondrion.